AUGACAGCCGCUGCCCGCUUGACUUUUCUGAGUCCGCAGGUGCUACGUGGGUUGCGUGCGACGCCUCGUUCUGCAGCUGGUUUUGCGAGACAUAGAGGCACUUUUGCGCGAAGGAGGGGGAAGGCUGUUGAGCCUCAACCCCUAAAGGUGGAUGCGACCCCGAAGCUCAAUACCUUGCAUCCUCUCACUAGCGACGCCCCUACUCGUCCCGAGCUUGAUAAGAACACGACCCAAGAGCCGGUGCAGUCUACGAUCGAUGAGUCAGUUUCGACAAACAAUACCCAACAGGCUGCUGCAUCAUCGAGUAGUAAACCACAGACCAAAGACGAUGAUACAUCCAAGGAAGAACAAGCCAGGACAGUUCGGGAAGAGGCCAAGCAGAGCGGCCCCCUUGAGGCGGUCUUGCACAUGGAACCUCCCAAGACCACAGAAACGACAACAACAAGACUGGGCCCGACAAUGAGCCCACCGCCCUACGUCCAUCACUUUGACACUUAUUCGCUCGUAAAGCAAUUGCAGGACGGAGGGUAUUCGCAGGCGCAGGCUACGACAUCGAUGAAAGCAAUUCGAACAUUACUUGCAGAGAACUUGGAGAUUGCGCAAUCAUCUUUGAUCAGCAAGAGCGAUGUGGAAAAUGAAACAUAUCUAUUCACGGCGGCUUGUUCAGAGUUGAGUACCGAAAUUAAGAAUAACCGACGACUCGAAGAGGAACAACUGCGACAACAGCGAACGCACUUGCAGCACGAGGUCGACAUUUUGAAUCAAUCUCUCAACCAAGAGGUUCAUGCGCUCAACGAUAAUGUGCGGGGCUCUUUCAAUGAUCGAAAGAUGGCUGUCCGGGAAGAGCAGAAAGUUGUGGAGAGCGCUGUUCAACAAAUCAACUACAAGAUCAGUAUUGUGCUCAGUAGCGAUGCGAAGUCGGAGAUUGAGGCUGUGCGCUGGAUUCUUAUCCGUCGCUCUGUCGUGGGUAUACUGUUCAUGGCGGUUUUAACACUUGGUACGCUUCGAUACGCUACCUACGUCAGUCAUGAGAGACAAAGAGAAGUCGAUCGUAUCAAGAAAGAGGAGGAAGAGAAGCGAAGGAAUGGCGGAAAGCAGGAUCGCGCCACUGAUGCUGAUGCAAUCGCAAUUCUAGCUGCCAACUGA
Messenger RNA from Fusarium sp. VM40, 1146 nucleotides. The record is from the annotation of a GenBank genome assembly. Lineage: Eukaryota; Fungi; Ascomycota; Sordariomycetes; Hypocreales; Nectriaceae.